Molecule: messenger RNA, 2818 nt
Organism: Erinaceus europaeus (western European hedgehog)
Lineage: Eukaryota; Metazoa; Chordata; Mammalia; Eulipotyphla; Erinaceidae
Gene: ADRA1B
Product: adrenoceptor alpha 1B
Exons: 8
Coding region: 884-2491 (535 amino acids)
Biological process (GO): adenylate cyclase-activating adrenergic receptor signaling pathway; regulation of vasoconstriction; positive regulation of cytosolic calcium ion concentration
Cellular component (GO): membrane
Molecular function (GO): alpha1-adrenergic receptor activity
Source: RefSeq, a predicted model, not a curated record
CUUCAGAGCAGUUGGACAUUCCAGGACAUUGCCAGGGCCAAAAAUGAAGUUGAUGGUCACAUGCUGGCCACAAGGAAGAAAAAAUCAGAGGGAUCCUUGAAGAUGUGGGGUGUACUUUGAAAUGAAAGAGCAGCUCUGGAACAGGGCAUUUCUUGUGGCUGUUAUUCCUGGUUGUGACACAUUUGGUUGCUAUUAUUACCCAUCUGGGAAGCAAGGGAAGGCUACACAACCUCUAGGGUCCCUUCUGGCUCUGACUCUGAAGCUUUGUUCCUUGGGUGUACACAGCAAGUGAAAAGACUUGGAACUCCAAAAGGACUUUAUUUAUUGGACUUUAUUCAGUUCUGCUCUGUGAUGAAUGUUGUGAAACAAGCUGCUUAUCCCCCUAAAUCUGGCGACUAACUCUAAAGGAACCCUCCAUUCCAGUGCCGCGCGGAGUCAGGGCGCUGGGCUCCCCCGCCUGAUGUCACCGGCGAGCAGUCAGCCCAGAGGCGGCUCGUGGAAACAGACCCUUCCCGUAGCUGCUGGGCGGUGGCACCGCUGUCCGCAGACCCGCCGCGGGCUGGUCAGCCGGGAGCCUCUAGCCCGCGUUCCGCGCCCCGCCAGCCAGCCUGAGCGCCUGGCGUGGACCUUUGAACUUGGAGUCGCUGCCUCGUCCCCUCUCUCCUCCUCCUCCCUCUGACAGGCGAGCAGCGAGCCUUUUGGUGCAGGCAGGAGACGUGCUGGUCGCUGUGCUGCCCGCCCGCCCGCCGAGAUGACUUCUGGCCAGGAGGGCGCCCCUGAGAAGCCGGCCGCAGGGGAAGCAAAGUUUGGGGAUAGCUGAGGAGCCCUGCGCUGCGGUCCUUCCAGCCCAAUCACCCCCUGGCUAUGGGGGGCGGACUCUAAGAUGAAUCCCGACCUGGACCCCGGCCACAACAUAUCCGCACCUGCCCCCUGGGCAGAGCCUAAAGAUGCUGGCCUCGCCGGCCCCAACCAGACCUCCGGCAACUCCACGCUACCCCAGCUGGACGUCACCAGGGCCAUCUCCGUAGGCCUAGUGCUGGGUGCCUUCAUCCUCUUCGCCAUCGUGGGCAACAUCCUGGUCAUCUUGUCUGUGGCCUGCAACCGCCACCUACGCACGCCCACCAACUACUUCAUCGUCAACCUGGCCAUCGCUGACCUGCUGCUGAGCUUCACCGUUCUACCCUUCUCCGCCACCCUGGAGGUGCUGGGCUACUGGGUGCUGGGGCGCAUCUUCUGUGACAUCUGGGCCGCUGUGGACGUCCUGUGCUGCACGGCCUCCAUCCUGAGCCUGUGCGCCAUCUCCAUUGAUCGCUAUAUUGGGGUGCGCUACUCCCUGCAAUACCCCACACUAGUGACUCGCCGGAAGGCCAUCUUGGCGCUGCUGGGUGUCUGGGUUCUGUCCACGGUCAUCUCCAUCGGGCCCCUGCUGGGCUGGAAGGAGCCAGCACCCAACGACGACAGGGAAUGCGGGGUGACAGAGGAACCUUUCUAUGCUCUUUUCUCCUCCCUGGGCUCCUUCUAUAUCCCCCUUGCAGUCAUCCUGGUCAUGUACUGCCGAGUCUACAUUGUGGCCAAGAGGACCACCAAGAACCUGGAGGCUGGGGUCAUGAAAGAGAUGUCCAACUCCAAGGAGCUGACCUUGCGGAUCCAUUCCAAGAACUUUCACGAGGACACGCUCAGCAGUACCAAGGCCAAGGGCCACAACCCCCGGAGUUCCAUUGCUGUUAAACUUUUUAAGUUCUCCAGGGAAAAGAAGGCAGCCAAGACCUUGGGCAUUGUAGUGGGCAUGUUCAUCUUGUGUUGGCUACCCUUCUUCAUCGCACUACCACUGGCACCUGCUUCAUCUCUACCACCCACAUAUGUACAAGUGGUCCCAGCACUCCAGGACUCUCCUGUGAUAGGCUCCCUGUUCUCCACCCUGAAGCCCCCCGACGCCGUGUUCAAGGUGGUGUUCUGGCUGGGCUACUUCAACAGCUGCCUCAACCCUAUCAUUUACCCGUGCUCCAGCAAGGAGUUCAAGCGCGCCUUCAUGCGCAUCCUAGGCUGCCAGUGCCGGGCGCGCCGCCGCCGCCGCCGCCGCCUGGGCGGCUGCGCCUACACCUACCGGCCCUGGACGCGCGGGGGCUCCCUGGAGCGCUCGCACACGCGCCGGGACUCUCUGGACGACACCCGCAGCUGCCUGAGCGGCAGCCAGCGGACCCUGCCCUCCGCCUCGCCCAGCCCCGGCUACCCGGGUCGCGGCGCGCCGCCGCCCGUCGAGCUGUGCGCCUUCCCCCGCUGGAGGGCGCCCGGCGCGCUGCUCGGCCUCCCCGCGCCCGAGCCCCCGGGCCGCCGCCUGGCCCCGGGCCCGCUCUUCACCUUCCAGCUGCUGCCCGAGCCCCCCAGCCCCGGCCCGGAAGGGGGUGCCGGCCGCGGGGACUGCGAACCCGACGUGGCCAAUGGGCAGCCGGGCUUCAAGGCCAACAUGCCCCUGGCGCCCGGGCAGUACUAGGCCGCGGGCCGGGGGAGGGGCGCGGGCCUAGGGGCCACCGCUUUCUGGCAGGGGUAUGGGUGCCAGGGGCCGCGGAGAGCCGGGCCGAGCAUGCUGAGCGCGGGGUGGGUCUCGCCGCCCGCUCCGCGUCCAUAUAUACACGAGUCCCCUGUCCUUGUAUGUAGCCGUGGGUACGCGCGUGUGUCUGUGCCGGGUACGUGUGUCUGUCUGCAUGUGAGCGCGGGGGCGAAUGUGCGCCCGGGCCCCCCUGUACUCUGUCACCGGACGGUGGCGCUGCGGCGGCGGGGUUGGGGACCACGUCGGACAUUAAAGGUCAUUCCUCCUGUG